Molecule: messenger RNA, 2685 nt
Organism: Mercenaria mercenaria
Lineage: Eukaryota; Metazoa; Mollusca; Bivalvia; Venerida; Veneridae
Product: probable histone deacetylase 1-B
Exons: 17
Coding region: 101-1630 (509 amino acids)
Molecular function (GO): histone deacetylase activity
Source: RefSeq, a predicted model, not a curated record
CAACACUAAAAUUUAGCUCUUACCGUUCCUUCUUAGCGGGGAAAUUCCCGGUAGACGGCGCUCAACAUUGACGUCACACUUUACGAUCAGAACCAAAAGAAUGGCUACACAACCGCACAGCAAAAAGCGAAUUUGUUACUAUUAUGAUGGAGACAUAGGAAACUAUUAUUAUGGACAGGGGCAUCCAAUGAAACCACAUCGUAUACGUAUGACACAUAAUCUUAUUCUGAAUUAUGGCCUCUAUCGGAAGAUGGAAAUAUAUCGACCACACAAAGCUACUCAGGAAGAAAUGACAAAGUUCCACAGUGAUGAUUACAUCAAGUUCUUGAGGAGUAUACGACCAGACAACAUGUCAGAAUAUAACAAACAGAUGCAAAGAUUUAAUGUAGGAGAGGAUUGUCCGGUAUUUGAUGGCAUGUACGAGUUCUGUCAGCUUUCCACAGGAGGAUCUGUUGCUGGAGCAGUCAAAUUGAACAAACAGGCAGCAGAUAUUGCUAUUAACUGGGCAGGAGGUCUUCACCACGCUAAGAAAUCUGAGGCUUCUGGAUUCUGUUAUGUAAACGAUAUUGUGUUGGCCAUUCUUGAACUACUCAAAUACCACCAGAGAGUGUUAUACAUUGACAUUGACAUUCACCAUGGCGACGGUGUCGAGGAAGCAUUCUACACCACGGACCGUGUGAUGACAGUGUCAUUCCAUAAAUAUGGGGAAUACUUCCCUGGAACUGGAGAUCUUAGGGAUAUAGGUGCAGGUAAAGGGAAGUAUUAUGCAGUUAACUUCCCUCUUCGAGAUGGUAUAGAUGAUGAGGCUUAUGAAACAAUCUUCAAACCAGUGAUGACUAAGGUAAUGGAGAUGUAUCAGCCCAGUGUUAUAGUGUUACAGUGUGGUGCUGACUCACUCUCAGGGGAUAGGCUUGGUUGUUUUAAUCUCACUCUCAAAGGUCAUGGUAAAGCAGUAGAGUUUAUGAAGAAGUGGAAUCUACCAUUAAUGUUGCUAGGUGGAGGAGGUUAUACCAUCAGAAAUGUAGCUAGAUGUUGGACACAUGAAACUUCUAUAGCACUGAAUGUAGAAGUAGCCAAUGAAUUGCCAUACAAUGAUUAUUUUGAGUAUUACGGUCCAGACUUCAAGUUGAACAUCAGUCCAUCUAAUAUGGCUAACCAGAAUACUGGAGAAUAUUUAGAAAAGAUAAAAACACGGCUGUUUGAGAACUUGAGAAUGUUACCUCAUGCACCAGGAGUACAGAUGCAAGCAAUACCAGAGGAUGCCCUAAACGAUGAGAGUGACACAGAAGAUAAAGAGAAUCCUGACAGUAGAAUCUCAAUCCGUGCCAGUGAUAAGCGAAUUCAUUGUGAUGAAGAAUUCUCAGACUCCGAAGAUGAGAUGUCCGGACCAAAUGAGAGUGGUGCACGCCGUGACCGAACAUCACAUAAACCUAAACCCAAGCGUCCAAAAACAGAGGAAGAAAAGAAAGCUGAUGGAGCAAAAUCUGAAAACAAGGAUGGAGAGAAAAAGGAAGUAAAGAAAGAGGCUGAUAGCAAUGAGAAUGCUAAAGAUAAGGAUCAGAAUAUGGAGGAGAAAGAAAAACCAGCUGUUCCCGAACAAACUGAAAAGAAAGUUGAUAUCUCUACUUAGACAGCAAUUGACCCAGCUAAAACUGAAGCUGAGGAAAACAAAGACACUCAAAAGACAGAGGACAAACCUGCGACAUAGUGUACAUAGGAACUUGGCAGAAACUUGACUGGCAGCUUUCUAGAUUGAGAAAUAAGGAGUUUCACAAUGAAAUAUAAAAACAGGCUUAUUGUAAAAGUGUGUGUUGUGUCUAAGAACCCACUGUGUUGUGUCUCAAGCUGAAAUGUCCUAGACAUAUAGUUCUGAAGAUCAAGAAUUUAAUUGUGACCAUUCCAAGAUAAUAUAUUUGCCAUAGCAUCUUCUUGAAACAGUUGCGUGUUUACUGGAUAUUAGCUGAAGUUGUCAGUUUCAUAUAAAAAUCUCUUCAAUUAUGGAAAAACAAGGUUGAAAUUAAUUUCUUGGAACAAUUUGGUGGAAUUUUUGAGAGGUCCAUUUAUAACAUUAGCAAGCUCACAUUCCAGAAUGUCACUUACAGAAUCUACUUACCAGAUACGCUAGCUGCCUGAAGUCAUAAUCAUUUUGAUAAGUCAAUGGUGCAUGAUUAACUGUUAACAGCAUUGAAAAAUAAACAAAUAUGGUGAUUUUGAAUGACAAAAAUUGAAGAAUGAAUUAAACAUGUUAAGAAAGAUUGCAAGAAGUACAUGUAUGUAACUAAAUCUUGAAUGAUUGCAAAAAGUUACAAAUUAAUUGUAGCUUGUAAAAGUGUAUACUAUCUUCAGCAGUUUAUGAAAUAGCUCAUUAAUACAAUGUAUGAUAGUUAUUGUGGUUAAAAUAUACUGAAAUGAAAUGUUUGUUAGGAACAUUACUUACAUCAGUAUCACAAAAAGUGUAUUUUUAUUUUGUUGUUUCAAAUCAGAUCAGCUGAAUUCAGCAUUGGUGGAUGAAUAUGUACUGAAAUAAUCAUUCAGAUGAUAUCUGUUAGAUUUUUUAUAUCGUUCAAUCAUAUGUUACAUUUAGGUACAUGCAUGACAUACAUUUUCUCAUAUUUUGAUCAUUGAAAUCAUAUUUCAGUAAUUUCAUAUUAACAGACAUGAAAAAAAAAAAAAUCUUGUAGAAAU